Messenger RNA from Onychomys torridus (southern grasshopper mouse), 342 nucleotides. Its product is annotated as colipase. Gene Ontology annotation, biological process: response to food; positive regulation of catalytic activity; digestion. Gene Ontology annotation, molecular function: lipase binding; enzyme activator activity. Bases 1 to 342 code for a protein of 113 amino acids. NCBI's taxonomy places the organism in Eukaryota, Metazoa, Chordata, Mammalia, Rodentia, Cricetidae. The transcript is spliced from 3 exons. The record is from RefSeq and is a predicted model, not a curated record. Gene Ontology annotation, cellular component: extracellular region.
AUGGAGAAGGUCCUUGUGCUUCUGCUUGUGACCCUUGUUGCAGUAGCCUACGCAGCUCCCGGACCCCGGGGAAUUUUUGUUAACCUGGAUGAUGGGGAAAUCUGCGUGAACAGCAUGCAGUGUAAGAGCAAAUGCUGCCAACAUGACACCAUCCUGGGCAUCGCCCGUUGCACACACAAGGCCAUGGAGAACAGCGAGUGCUCGCCAAAGACCCUCUACGGGAUUUACUACAGGUGUCCCUGUGAGCGGGGCCUGAGCUGUGAGGGGGACAAGACCAUCAUCGGCGCCAUCACCAACACCAACUAUGGCAUCUGCCAGGACGUCGGGCGCUCCAAGCAGUGA